AUGGCAAUGCUCGAUCGCCUUACUCCCAUACCCGAUCUCGUUCGCUUUCUCAAUCACCAGCUCGUGAACGUUCAGCAGCAUCUCGAUCACCAGUACGUGAUGGCUCCAUUUCUCCGUCACGUGGUCGAUCCAGAUCACGCGACGAUCGUCGAGUUCGCCGUUCGCGCUCUCCAGAUGAACGGAAGCGCUAUCGGUCGCGUAGCCGCGAAUCGCGUUAUCGUCGGCGCAGUUCAAAUGAACAGCGGAGAAUUCAAAAGUCAGUUUGCUUCAAUGAAAAGUGAAUGA
Molecule: messenger RNA, 285 nt
Organism: Gongylonema pulchrum
Lineage: Eukaryota; Metazoa; Nematoda; Chromadorea; Rhabditida; Gongylonematidae
Source: the annotation of a GenBank genome assembly